This is a messenger RNA of Sphaeroforma arctica JP610, 366 nucleotides long. RefSeq lists its product as hypothetical. The annotation marks the transcript as partial. The transcript has 4 exons. The record is from RefSeq and is a predicted model, not a curated record. NCBI's taxonomy places the organism in Eukaryota, Ichthyosporea, Ichthyophonida.
AUGUGGCAAGGUAUCUGGGACGGGGCAUUGGCUAGUAAAACGCUUUGGCAAUUGUCAAGACGUACGAAGGGCUUCAGAGAAUUGCUCAAGGAUUCUAAAAGCGGUUUGCAAUAUGAGGGUAACUACGAAGAUGUGCAGAAACUGGUAUUGUAUGCUCAGACGGCACGAGCCGUACAGAUGGCAAAUCAAUACGAGGCUCUGCACAGGGGAUGUCUGUUCGACUCAUUCGGACGACAGAUUGGUGGCCAGGUGACUGUGAUGGUUGGUAAGGCUGAUUUAACAGGCCAGCACUCUGUGAGUGUGGCCGUAGACGGAAGAGAGUUAGUGGGGUCACGCCAAAGCACACACAGUGGAGAGGAGGUGGAG